Vigna angularis (adzuki bean) is the source of this 2055-nucleotide messenger RNA. RefSeq lists its product as uncharacterized. The coding region runs from base 1 to 2055 and encodes 684 amino acids. The record is from RefSeq and is a predicted model, not a curated record. Gene Ontology annotation, molecular function: aspartic-type endopeptidase activity. NCBI's taxonomy places the organism in Eukaryota, Viridiplantae, Streptophyta, Magnoliopsida, Fabales, Fabaceae. The transcript is spliced from 2 exons. Gene Ontology annotation, biological process: proteolysis.
AUGGCGAAUGUGACCGAGGAAAGAUUGGAGGGUAUUGAGAUUACGAUGGAGGGAAUGAAGGCUGAAUCGGCGGCGGUACGACGAGACCUACAACAAAUUAUGAAGGCUUUGGGUACGCGUGGCAAUCAAACGGAGGGAAGCUCGGAUGACAGCUCGGUGAACGACAAUCAACAUCGAGUUGUGGGAGGAAACGAAAAUGGAGGAACUAGCGACAGAGGGAUGGAACAGAAACCUUGGCGGAAGAGGGUGGAGUUGCCGACCUUCGAUGGGAAGGAGCCUCUUAGUUGGCUCAACAGAGCGGAGAGAUUCUUUGACAUCCAAAAGGUGACGAACGAUGAGGACAAGGUGGAAGUUGCGUACGUAAGUAUGGAGGGAAGCGCGACGUAUUGGUUUACUUUUUGGAAAGAAAAAGCAAGGAACCGUUCAUGGGACGGUUUGAAGACGGCGAUGAUCAACCGUUUCGGAGGUGAGUUUAGGGGAACAAUUUUUGAGAGGUUGGCUACGUUGAGACAGGAGGGUACGGUAGAAGAAUUCGCUCGCAGUUUUGAGGAGUUGACGGCCCAGACUAGGGGUAUACCUGAGGAGCAAGUACUCGGUUACUUCCUCGCCGGAUUGCGAGAAGAUGUGAAGGGUCAAGUGAGGAUCCAAAACCCACCGGACUUAAUGGAGGCGAUACGGAUCGCACGGGAUGUGGAGGACGCGAUAAUGAGAGCGCAAGGGUUACCUGGGUGGGAUCCGAAUAAACCUACGACAACCCAGAGUGGAAGAACGGAGGGUGGAGGACCAGUGAGAAGAGACGUGGUUACGGCGAACACGAUAUCGACAGGGAGCAGUACGAACGAGGGCGAUAAUCGAGGGAGAGCGGUGAGAAAUUUGCCGUACCCGAAAUUUCUACAAAGGAAAGAAGAGGGGCGUUGUUUUAGAUGUGGAUGUCCCUUCGCACCAGGAAAUCGGUGCCCAGAGAAGAGUUUGAGAGUACUCUUGUUGGCAGAGGAUGAGGAGGCGGACGUUGAUGAGGAAAUUAUCAACCUGGAGGAGAAACCGAUGGAGCUCUCGGCGUGUUCGGCGGAGGGGCUGACGUCCACGAAAACCUUGAAGUUGAAAGGCAUAAUUGGUGACAGAGAGGUCAUAGUGUUGAUUGACAGCGGUGUCAGUCACAACUACAUUAGUAAAGGGCUGACGGAGGAGCUAUGGCUACCGGUGGCAGAUACACUGACGUACUCCGUAAGCUUAGGCGAUGGGUAUAAAAAAUUCACCCAGGGCUGCUGUGAAAGGGUGACUGUGCGAUUGGAGGGGGUCGACGUGGAGGAGGAAUUUUAUGUGUUUGAGUUAGGGGGAGUUGACGUGAUUCUAGGCGUUGCAUGGCUGGCGAAACUGGGAGAGGUGAGAAUGAAUUGGGGUAAAAUGACGAUGGAGUAUUUAGUAGGAGAUAAGAAGAUUCAGAUAAAAGGUGAUCCAACAUUAGCGCGCCAGCUGGUGAAACCAAAGAGCCUUUUGAAGGUAGUGGAUGCUAAGGCAUGGGCGAUGGUUUCGAAUCUAUGCGUAGUGGAGACAGAGGAAACCCGUGAGUGGGAAGCUGAUUUGACGGGAGAGCAGAGUCGUGAACUGGGGAACCUACUACACACGCACUAUCGCCUAUUUCGCGACAUGCAAGGGCUGCCUCCGACACGUAGCAAGGAGCACCACAUUCAGCUGAAGGAAGGUGUCGACCCAAUAAAUGUGCGCCCAUACAAAUAUCUACAUCUCAUGAAAAGCGAGAUUGAGCGUCAGGUAGAAGAUAUGCUUCAGGCAGGGAUUAUCAGGCCCAGUUCGAGCCCAUUCUCCAGUCCGGUCAUCCUUGUGAAGAAGAAGGAUGGGAGCUGGCGCUUUUGUGUUGAUUAUCGAGCUCUAAACAAAGCCAAAGUCCCAUACAAGUUCCCCAUACCUGUAAUUGAGGAAUUGUUGGACGAAUUGAAGGGGGCACGAUACUUCUCGAAGAUCGAUUUGAAGUCUGGUUACCACCAGAUUAGAAUGGAAGAAGGUGACGUGUACAAGACUGCAUUUCGAACACAUUAG